Molecule: messenger RNA, 297 nt
Organism: Brenthis ino (lesser marbled fritillary)
Lineage: Eukaryota; Metazoa; Arthropoda; Insecta; Lepidoptera; Nymphalidae
Source: the annotation of a GenBank genome assembly
AUGACUGUACCGAAAGCAGCUCGAACUCAAGCAUUUAUCGAAACUGGAAUAUAUAUUUCUUCGGGAAAAAGAUGUUGUAAAACUCAUAUUACCGGAUUGAUAUUCAGUGAAUUGGCUUUGCAAGUUUUACGCCCUGUUAUUGGCGCCACAAUUCAACCGAAAUCAAGAAACCAAGAGAUGAAUAUGCCUAUACACUACAAGACGCUGCCGCUGAAGGAUGGUCCAGUAGUGAUUCAGAUGAAGAAACCAAUAAGGAAAACUAAAAAAACAUACAUGCUCAAUGUGCCUGAAACUUUC